Teleopsis dalmanni is the source of this 840-nucleotide messenger RNA. RefSeq lists its product as uncharacterized. The transcript has 2 exons. NCBI's taxonomy places the organism in Eukaryota, Metazoa, Arthropoda, Insecta, Diptera, Diopsidae. The coding region runs from base 1 to 840 and encodes 279 amino acids. The record is from RefSeq and is a predicted model, not a curated record.
AUGAAGAAGUCGCAUAAAUUGCCAGUUAGCAUUCAGAAACUAACUCCGUUCAUUCAUACAGUCCAAGAUGGUUCUCGAACAUGCAAUUUGCUUCGUGUAGGAGGUCGUCUACUAAACGCACCACUGUCUUAUGAUUCAAAAUUUCCCUUGCUGUUACCUAAGAAAUUGCAUUUUGUCGAGAUUUAUUUACGAUUUCUCCACACAACCAAUUGUCAUGCUGGUCCAAAAGCCUUAGAAGUGCUGCUUCGUGAAAAAAUUUGGGUCAUAAAUUCAAGCAAGGCAUGCAGUAAAACCGUAAGAGCAUGCAUACAUUGUUUUCGAUACAAACCUAAGCUGUUGACCCAAGUAAUGGGAAACUUACCUGCAGAUCGGUUAAAGGCACUACGACCCUUUUUAAUUAGCGGUGUCGAUUUUUGUGGGCCUGUAUACACUACUUUGAAAAUUCGUGGUCGACCACCAGUUAAAAUGUGUAGAAGCCCUGCUAAAUUCUCGUCCACUCAGUCCAUUGAGUCAAGACCCAAACGACAAAGAGGCGCUAACACCAGCACACCUGUUGAUUGGAGGUACUCUUCACACGCUGCCGCAAGAAUUCGCGCAAGGCGUCUCCGACAACAAAUUGAGCACUUUGAAACGUUGGCGUCUGUUAUGCGAGCUCAAACGGAGGUUUUGGCAGGCCUGGUCCAAAGAUUACAUCCUACAGCUGCAGCCCAAGAACAAGUGGGUGUUCGAGCAGCCGAAUCUCGCAGUCGGCCGACUAGUCGUCGUCCAAGAAGACAACCUUCCCUCUCACCAGUGGAAGCUCGGAAGGGUGGAAGCCGUAAUUACAGGUCGCGACAAUAA